UUCAACAUGUGAUUUUUGUACUCUCACAAGAUCACUGGUAAAAACAUGGAACGAGCACACAAACUUAAAGGUGCACAUGGCCGUCCGAGGCCUAAAAAAUUAUAUGAUGAUUCAGAUGACGAAAGACUGGAUUUGAAAAUUGACAGCAUUAGGGAAAGGUCAAAAACACCAUGUUUUGUUUACGUUUUGACGUUUUUUGCUGCCCUCGGUGGAUUUUUAUUUGGAUACGAUACAAGUGUAGUUUCAGGGGCUAUGAUUUUAUUAAGGAAUGAAUUUGGAUUGACAUCACUGUGGCAGGAGAUGAUUGUUUCCGUAACUGUAGGGGCCGCGGCGCUGUUUGCGAUUGUAGGGGGCGGAUUGAAUGACAGGAUGGGACGCCGAGGAGUAAUCUUAAUUUCGUGUCUUGUUUUUACCACAGCAGCAGUUCUGAUGGGCAUUGCUGUAGACAAGUACAUGUUACUGUCAGGACGAGUUCUUGCUGGAGCUGCUAUAGGUCUUAUGUCUACGACGGUGCCAAUGUAUCUGGCUGAAUGUUCACCUGUCAGUAUCCGAGGAAGGCUUGUCUCUACUAAUAUUGCCAUGGUUGCUUGUGGACAGUUUGUUGCAAGUAUCGUGGAUGGUGUUUUUGGUGCAGAUGAGAAAAAUGGAUGGAGAUGGAAUUACAGUGAGUGGAGUACUGUCACCAGUACUAAUGGUGAUGAAAAGAGAUUUAUUGGUAAUGAGCAAGGACAGAAUCUCCUGAUCUCAUCAUCUACAAUUACACUAUACUGGAAUUAUAUUUCUCUUGACAGAUAG
Mercenaria mercenaria is the source of this 795-nucleotide messenger RNA. RefSeq names its product proton myo-inositol cotransporter-like. The record is from RefSeq and is a predicted model, not a curated record. Gene Ontology annotation, biological process: transmembrane transport. The transcript is spliced from 4 exons. Lineage: Eukaryota; Metazoa; Mollusca; Bivalvia; Venerida; Veneridae. Gene Ontology annotation, molecular function: myo-inositol:proton symporter activity. Bases 46 to 795 code for a protein of 249 amino acids. Gene Ontology annotation, cellular component: membrane.